UUUGAUACCCGUCAUUUGUUAGAAUAACAUUAAUUAUCUACCAGAGGAAUGUCUUUCGUUGUAUUUCACUGAGCAACACAAACUACUAUUACCUACAGGAUAGUAAAUAUAAAUAUUUUGGACUGGAUGACAAAUAGUUAAACAGUGACUCCAGCAUACAAGACAUUUUCUGACCCCACAGCUUGCAAGAGUUUUACCGACUUUGCAUAGUUCUGACGAUGCUUGGCUGACCAUUGAAUUAAGUGAGGAAUAAUUUCUUUAAACUGCCAAACAUUCCUUGACAGUAUAACAUAACAGAAUAGCUGUCUUUUAUGCAACUUUCGUAACGUUUCUGUAUUCCAAGAGAAAUUUUGCGCUGAUCGUGAUAAAUUUACUAGUCUACUAUUUUCAGUUCAAUUCUGACACCCAUUAUACAAUUAGUUAGGUUUUUCAAUCGUUGCUCUAUCAUAAUGUUCUGUGCCAAGCAAGACUGUGAUUUGGUCAGUUGAUGGUUGUAUUUGGAGUUCAUUUGGUAGCUAGACUUUGAAUGCUUGCCAUUACUACGGUAUAGAUGCAUGGAUUUUUUUGCAAGCUACACGAAACAAUGACACCUUGGUGGUACAUGUAACGCGCGGGAACUUCAGAGCAUUUUAGAAAUCAACAAUGGGAUGUUCGGUGCAUAGCAAGAGCAUUAGAUCAAUCGCACGACUAGAAAUUGAACGCUUAAGGUAGUUUGGCAAGAAUAAAUUUGCUGUUGGUCUAAAGAUAGGAAAGACAUUACCUUCAGAGUUAUAUUUAAAUAUCAGAUGAUUAAAGGAAGGAUCAGAAGAACGGUUUCGUGAUUCUAUGCCUAGCGGGUCUGCUCUGUCAACUUUUAAUCUUGAUUAGAUUUGGCAGCUAUACGAGCGAAGGAUUCGAUUGAACACGAAACUCCAAAUUUUACAAGUUAACAUCUGCAAUCCUCAUGACAAAACAGUCUAAGAUAUUACAUGCUUUCUUAAAAGGGGCCGUUGAUCUGGCUUUUAUGCUCGACGCCUCCAGCAGUCUAGGUGGCGAUGCAAAUUUCCAGCUGUGCCUUACGUUUAUAAAGGCAGUCUAUGGCAGCUUCACCAUUUCGGCGUCGGGAUAUCGCAUUGGACUAGUAUUAUUCGGCGCAUCAGCUUCCGUUUCCUUUGACUUCAGCAAAUACAGUUCGGCAUCGGAAGUUGACGAUGCUAUCGGAAAUAUGAAAUUGGUUGGAGGAGCGUGCGCUGCGGGACAAGGUCUAAGUACAUGUCAAACACAAUUAUUUGCCCAGUCACGUCAAAAUGCCGCUAAAAUCCUGGUAGUAAUGAUGGCAGGGAAAUCAACAGACGAAGUCUCGGGUGUAGCUGAAUCUUUAAGGAGUGCCGGAGUUAAAAUAUUUUGUCUCGGCAUGGGAAGAUUCUUUGACAAAACCCAGUUGACAGCAAUGGCUACAGAAGAAUCCUAUAUUCAGAUAGCAGCCGAUUACAGCCAGCUUGCAACACUCUCCACUCUGUUUGCAUCGCUUGUUGGUCAAGUCGCCACUGGUAAGUAAUAUAUCUUUUUAAGAGUAUCUACACUUUAGGAAUGACUGAAGAUUUUCUACAAUAGAGCGCGGCAAAUGAGGGAACAUAAAUGUUAUCCCGACUAACAA
Molecule: messenger RNA, 1636 nt
Organism: Orbicella faveolata
Lineage: Eukaryota; Metazoa; Cnidaria; Anthozoa; Scleractinia; Merulinidae
Product: von Willebrand factor A domain-containing protein 1-like
Source: RefSeq, a predicted model, not a curated record